AUGCUUGCGACAAUUGCGGCUAUUUGUGGUUACAUAGCUGCAAUUAGUUUUGUGACAAUUUUGGCGAUUUAUGUCUACUUUAAGCACAAGAAUAGGAGAAGCGAUGAGUUGUUGUCGCGAAUCCCGAGCCCUAAAGCCAAAAUUCAACUGGGUCCCUCACCCUUGGUCGUACUGUUCAAACACCAUACUGUCCAUACUUUAUUGACGAGUAAUACAAAUAUAGAGAAAUCUGAGCAAUACAUGUUUUUUCUGGACUGGUUGGGCGAGGGGCUACUCACAAGUACCGGUGCCAAAUGGAAAGGCAGGCGAAAACUGUUGACAUCAGCCUUUCAUUUCAAGAUAUUGGAUGACUUCAUACCCAUUAUGUGCGAACAGUCAGACAUAUUGGUCCAGAAGCUCAUGAGGGAGUCCAGCAAACCAUACAUCGAUGUCAGGGAACCCAUAACUCAGUGCACUCUUGAUGUCAUUUGUGAGACAGCAAUGGGUGUCUCGAUAGGCGCACAGUUAGGCAAAAACACGGAGUACGUGAAUGCCAUUCACAAUAUGGGAGAAAUACUGAUGAAACGGGUGUUUUCGCCG
Molecule: messenger RNA, 579 nt
Organism: Oppiella nova
Lineage: Eukaryota; Metazoa; Arthropoda; Arachnida; Sarcoptiformes; Oppiidae
Source: the annotation of a GenBank genome assembly